AGUUGCGUUUAUAUUUUCCACUUUCUCAUCCUAAAUCUCACGUUCAAUUUGCUGCUACUGCCUUUCCUUCUUCUCCCUAUUCACGCAUCAACCAUCAAAAAAAAAAAAGAAAAAAAAAACUGCUGAACGCUGCUACUGCCGAGCACCACCACCACCACCACCACCUGUCCGCCUGCUGCCGCGCCACCGCAGCUUCACCCGCAGCAGCCCACGAUCACCAGAGGACUUUGUAGAAGGCGCUUUGUAGUUCCUAAAGUGGCCAACCAACUCGUUUACUCAAGGUUGUGGCCACUGUUAAUCAGCAACAAUGACUGACGUGUUAGAAUUUGAAGACGUAGUUGAAAAUUUCAUGGCUAAAGAUGAAUUCAAAGAAUGCUUGGACUACAUAGAGACAAAAAUUGACCCGCAUGUUGUCUUAACUAACACCUAUUUGUUUGAAAAUAAGUUGAACUGUCUUUAUGAAUUGAAUAGAAAGACGGAUGCUUUUAAGGAAGCCAAAGCUUAUCAUGCCAAAUACCUUCCUUUGACUGCUAUUGUUUGCAUUGCUUUGGGAAAUGGAUAUGAUGUUGAAGGCAAUUACACUGAAGCUUAUUUCUUCUUCAGCCAAUUUGAUUUUGAUGAUAAAGCUGCCACUUUAUCAAGAUUAGCAGAGAGGAUUGAACAUGAAGCAAGAAAAAAGUUUGAUGAAGAGAAAUACAAAGAGUGCUUGGAUUAUAUUAAGACAAUCUGUUUGGACAUCAGUGAAGACGUUUUCGAUUGUAAGAUCAGAUGUCUUAUUGAGUUAAAUAAAAAAAAGGAGGCACUUGCUGAAGCCAAGUCACGUCUUGAAUCUGGUGGUGUGUUGUCAUAUUCCAGUUUUGGGAUUUUGGGUUCCAUCUUAGCAAAGAUGGGGAAGUAUAAUGAAGCUCGUGAACACUUCGUGAAGGCUAUUAAGUCUUGUAGGAAAAAAACAGAAAAAUUAAGAUACCGUGACCUGUUAAAAUCUAUGGAGAAAGAAGAAGCAGAUAUAGAGAGGAGAAAGGAAGAUAAACGGGUAUCCAAGAUUGAUCCAACCUUUCUUAAGGGUGGAAACAAGAGAUCUCAAAAAAAAACUUCUAAGUCAACUAAUAAAAACAUCAAACAAAAGGAAGAAGUAUCUGAAAAGAAAAAUGAAGAAAGCCAGUUGCAAAAAGGUGACUCUUAUACAAAAGAAAUGGAAGUUGAGACAAUAAUUGCGGAAGAAAAAUCAGAUUUAAUUGGUGAAUCUAGCAAAGAAAAGGAAGUCGAAAAAAUAGACGAAAUUAGUGUAAAAAAUGAAAAGUUUUCAACCAUUGUCAGAUAUUCCGUUGUUGAGCAUCAUAGUGAUAUCAACAUUGUUGAUGUCAUCAAGGAAGAUUAUUUUAUGAAAACCCCAAUCUCUUUAGUAAAAGCAUCAGAGAAGCAUCUGGAAAAUCUGGAUUUGCUAAAAUCUUGGGGUUAUAAAAAUCCUUUCAUGGCAAUUGUUGAUGGCGCAGUUCCUUCAUAUUCGUUUUCCUCUUAUCCUGAUCCUAUGCUAGUGGUUGAGCGAAUUCAACCGUUGCAUGUAUUCUUCACCUCGAAAAGGGAAGAAUUUAUGAAGAUUCAUUCGUCUUCAACAUCCAAAGAGAGAGACUGGUGGACAUGUAUCAAAGAGAAUUUUCGACUAAUUUUUCGAGACAUCAUUUGUGGUCUGUUCUUCCUUCACUCUUCAAAUCAUGCAUGUUCUGGCUUUUAUGAUUCGUUGUACGUCAACAAGGAAGGAAGGGGAAAAAUACUUCACAACUUUGCCAAGAAAUUUACAUAUUCACAGGCGCAACAAGAUGUGAAAGAUCUUGUAAUGCUGAUUGAAUACGUUAUCACAGGCUCCACUUGUCAGCAAGUUGAUGGCAAAGAUUUGAAAUGUCAUUUUGAAACAAUCAAAGACAAUUACAAUCUUCCUGAAGAACUACAUCAUUUUCUUCUCUUGUUAAACACUCGCAAGGAGAACAUAUCUAUAUGCAAACUUCCAUCAACAUGGUUGAUAGAUCAUCCAUAUUUUUGGGAUGAUAAACAUGGAAUUAGAUUUCUUGAGGUUUUAAAAGACCUUAUCAGAGAAGACAUGAUUUCAGAGUCUGCUUUUGAUAACUGGAGUCAGUUUGAAACAUGGUUUUCACAGAUAGAAAAUGAUAUUGCAGAUAGAAUAUGCCUCAAGUAGUCAAAGACAGAUAUGCCCCCCACUUACUUUCAAUUUUUAAAAUUGUCAACCCAAUAUUCUAAGGUUUUUCUUGCUAAAUUAAGUGGUUUUUGUGUGA
This is a messenger RNA of Amaranthus tricolor (Joseph's coat), 2288 nucleotides long. RefSeq lists its product as uncharacterized. NCBI's taxonomy places the organism in Eukaryota, Viridiplantae, Streptophyta, Magnoliopsida, Caryophyllales, Amaranthaceae. Bases 308 to 2191 code for a protein of 627 amino acids. Gene Ontology annotation, molecular function: protein binding. The record is from RefSeq and is a predicted model, not a curated record. The transcript is spliced from 11 exons.